This is a messenger RNA of Temnothorax curvispinosus, 2450 nucleotides long. RefSeq lists its product as uncharacterized. Bases 201 to 2450 code for a protein of 749 amino acids. The transcript has a single exon. The record is from RefSeq and is a predicted model, not a curated record. NCBI's taxonomy places the organism in Eukaryota, Metazoa, Arthropoda, Insecta, Hymenoptera, Formicidae.
UUUUCAAGAGUAAUAAUAAAUCUCUUGUGUUCCUUGUAGGGACUACUGAUUGUGAACCAUCGUGUUCGAAUCAGCUUUGCAACGCUGGAAUAUUUGAACAAGAAGUCAUUGGCAGUGCUGGUGUUAGUCACGAAAAUACAAUACCACAAUCUGCACAAUGCGUGCAAGAGAAUAUCUCAUUUGAAGAUCAAGAAUGGGUAAUGGUUGAUGAAAACACAUCGGAUGCAGGAAGCGUCACUGGGAGUGUUGAUGACAUUGAAGAAAAUGAAGAUAAUUUAGACGUGCGAAAUGAAGAAUUUCAUACACGCACAGGUAGUGCAAUAAUGUUUCCGGCGGCGGGUUUAAGUGUAGAUGAUGUUGUCUCGAUGGUAGCUGGGCACUGUUUGCGAUAUCGUGCGUCAAAUGAAGCGCGCAAAUCCAUAAUGGAACUUCUUCGUAUAUGUGCUGGACCAGCUUUUCGUAAUAUUAAUAUAUCAAAUCAUAGAUUUGCGAAGGAAAUUGACCCACCGGAUAAUAUAAUAACUUAUCAUUAUUAUUGCACUAAUUGUUACAGCAAAUUAUAUUCCACAACAAAGAAACAUUUUGACGCGAAUCAAAUAUUGUGCGAGUUUUGCAAUCAUAAACACAAUAUAAGUUUGUCAAGCACAAAUAUGUUUUUAUCUAUAGAUUUACGGUACCAAUUAGAUUUACUUAUGCAAGAUAAAAAUGUUCAGAAUGCUUUGAUUGAAAAAAUUAAUGCUCGGCGCGUUACACAGGAAAGUAGAGAUAUUAGUGAUAUAAGCGACGGAGAAUUAUAUCGUGAAUUGAUUAUGGAUUAUCCCACUUCUUUAACAUGCAAUAUUAAUACUGAUGGAGCGCCGUUAUUUCAUAAGUCAAAACGAAGUUUUUGGCCUCUUCAACUCAUUUUCAAUGAUUUACCGCCAACAAUGCGAUUUAAAUAUGUAUUGACGGUAGGUAUCAUGAUUGUUGAACAUGAGCCGACUCCUCAACUUAUGAAUACAUACAUUACGGAGUUUAUUAAACAAAUCAAUCAAUUACGUGAAGACGGUGUUGAUCUUGGCAUAACGGUUGAUAAUGUUCGUACCUCAUAUACGCCAACUGUUUUAUGUUGUUCAAUGGACUCCGUAGCUCGACCAGUAGUUCAAAAUAGAAUACAAUAUAAUGGAUAUUUUGGAUGUAGCUACUGUUAUCAUCCCGGGCUAUAUAUUUCUGCUAUGCGUUAUCCUUUCAAGUACCAAGAAUCCGAGUUAAGAACUCAUAAAACUCAUUUAUAUGAUACGCAAGUAUCGGCUAAAACUGGAUUACAAAGUCGAGGAGUGAAGGGAGAUUCAGUACUUGCAUCAUUAUCAAAUUUUGAUAUGGUGUGGGGUUUUCCACUUGAUUGCAUGCAUACAGUCAUUUUAGGCGUAACAAAACACGUAUGGGAUUUAUUCACAAAAAUUCUAAGUCGCGAUGCAAGAAAAAUCAUUAACGAAAGAUUACGUAGAAUUCAACCUCCUCGCGAUUUGCGGAAGUUGCCGCAAUCAAUGACUAAUUAUAGUAAUUUUAAAGCAAAAGACUGGAAGUCAUGGUUGUUAUAUUACUCUAUACCUGUUUGUAUAGAUUUAGUGCCAAAGAAAAAUCUCGAACAUUACGUACUAUUUGUCAAAAGCAUGUAUAUUUUACAAAAGACCUCAAUCUCGCAUUCUGAACUGGAUCAGUGCGAAGUAGAUCUCUUGAAGUUCGUAGCAGAUUUUGAAAAUUUGUAUGGGACGACUGCAAUGCGAUAUAAUGUUCAUUCUAUUCUCCAUUGCGUUCAAUCUGUUAGAAAAUCAGGACCUCUUUGGGCAACAUCGGCUUUCCCGUAUGAAAGUAACAUUUUUGUUUUGAAGCAACUAGUCAAUGGGCCAAAGGGUGUAGAGCAACAAAUGGCCAAAAAAUCAUUGCAAGUUAUGUCAUAUCGAGUAGGCGUAGCUACAAAUUCCUUAUCGAAUAAUGUAAAAAUUUAUUGUGAUAAAUUAUUUGGUGGCAAUCGAUCAACUGUAAACGUAGAAGUUACAGAGGGUGUAACUUUUUUUGGAUCGGGCAAAUAUUUUGCAGAUGCAUGCACAGCUGGAGGCCUAAAAUAUGAGAAAUGUGUGUAUAAUGGCCAAUUAUACCAAAUUAAAAAUUAUACGCGGUCCAAAAAAUGGAAUAAUAGUAUUAUUCAGCUAAAAUCAAAGAAAAUUGCACAAAUUUUAGAAAUAAUUAGUUUUCCCGAUACUGGAUGUUAUUUCAAUGUCAGCGAAUUGCCUUUAGAGAAGGUAAUUCUUGGAGAAAUUGAGAUACCACAUAUGUGGAAGAUAAGAUCGCUAACAACAAGUAAUCAAUUUUUAGUGUCGAUAGUCGAGGUUGCUUCAAAGAUGGUUCUAGUAGACAUUGGAGAACAAAUGUAUGUUUGUUCAAUGCCUAAUGUAUUCGAGGCUGAUUAA